GCUUCGGUUUACGUUGGUUUACGGGGCGUUGUUUUCCGGUAUUGAGUAUCUAGAUUUUCAGGUUACACAGGGAGUGGACUGUGCGUGUGAUUGGUGUACGUGGAUGUGAGCGUGUCAGGGAGUUUGUAGUGCGUGUGCGUGUGUUUGUAAACGUUCACUGCUCGGAUACUGUCACCGCUUUGCACCGCGGGCAGGCUCCGUGUUCCUACAUGCAAGUUACUGUGACGGCUCCACUAUUCCUGCCCAGCAAUGACCGAAAGCCGCGACACCAAAGCAGCCGACGACGAAGUGUGUCGGCGGGUGAAGAACGGGCUGAAGCCGGAGAGAAACGGUUUGGCGAAGAGCCUCUACCCCCGCCCCUGCCAUGAGCGGCCGUCCAAGAACCGCUGCCACACCGCCGAGGAGGAGGUCUAUGCAGCGUCAUACGACGGCAGGCUGUACAGCCGGCCCUUCAUCGAGUACUUUGAAGAGACCCCCAUGAUGGUGGCAGUGCUCACAUACAUGAGCUAUGGCAUCCUGACCAUCUUUGGCUACGUCCGUGACUUCCUCCGUCACUGGAAGAUUGAAAGGUGCCACAUCGCCAGUGAGAAAGAGGAGCAAAAGGAUUUUGUACCGCUCUACCAGGAUUUUGAGAACUUUUACACCAGAAACAUUUAUAUGCGGAUAAGAGACAACUGGAACAGGCCUAUAUGCAGCGUCCCGGGAGCCAAGAUGGAUCUGAUGGAACGAGCCACCUACGACUACAACUGGACUUUUGAAUACACAGGUUGGGUAGUGCAGGAUGUGAUUAACUUGGGCUCGUAUAAUUACCUCGGCUUCGCUGAGAAUACAGGUCCAUGUGCUGACUCCGCAGCUGAAGUCACCAUGAAGUACGGUGUUGGAGUUGCGAGCACGAGGCAGGAGAUUGGUAACCUGGACAGACACGAGGAGAUGGAGAAACAGGUGGCUCGGUUCCUGGGUGUGGAAUCAGCCAUGGCGUUCGGCAUGGGAUUUGCAACUAACUCAAUGAACAUACCAGCACUCGUUGGCAAGGGUUGUCUAAUCCUGAGUGAUGAGCUGAACCAUGCCUCUCUGGUCCUGGGAGCCAGACUAUCUGGGUCCACCAUCAGAGUCUUUAAACACAACAAUAUGCAGAGCCUUGAAAAACUGUUGAGAGAAGCCGUCGUUCAUGGCCAACCCAGGACUCACAGACCAUGGAAGAAGAUCCUAAUAGUGGUUGAAGGCAUUUACAGCAUGGAGGGCAGCAUAGUCCGCCUGCCAGAAGUGAUUGCCUUAAAGAAGCGCUACCGGGCCUACCUUUACUUGGAUGAAGCCCACAGUAUAGGGGCCCUGGGUCCAAGAGGAAGAGGUGUGGUGGAUUACUUUGGCCUCGACCCAUGUGACGUGGACGUCAUGAUGGGCACUUUUACCAAAAGCUUUGGUGCUGCAGGUGGAUACAUCGCAGGGAAAAGGGAGCUCAUCGAAUACCUGCGCUCACAUUCCCACAGUGCGGUCUACGCCACCUCCAUGUCUCCUCCUGUGGUGGAGCAAAUCAUCACUUCUAUGAAGUGCAUUAUGGGAGAGGAUGGCACAACAAUAGGCAGUGAGCGUGUGCAGCAGCUGGCAGAGAACACGGUCUAUUUCCGCAAGAGGCUUCGAGAAAUGGGCUUCAUCAUCUAUGGCAACAACGACUCUCCCGUCGUACCCAUGAUGCUCUACAUGCCCGCCAAGAUAGCAGCGUUUGCCAGGGAGAUGCUGAAGAGGAACAUUGGCGUGGUGGUCGUGGGCUUCCCUGCUACACCCAUCAUUGAGUCGCGAGCGCGCUUCUGCAUCUCUGCCGGCCACUCGAAAAACAUGCUCGACCAGGCGCUGAACGUCAUCAGCGAGGUUGGAGACCUCCUUCAGCUCAAGUACUCCCGUCACAGACUGCAGCCGUCUUCUGCGCGGCCUUUUGAUGAUGAUGUGUAUGAGGACAUUGACGACUGAUGAAUCACUCUGCUGCUUAAGUGGCGUGAACCAGAACAACCCCGGAAAAUACAGAGCGGGUCGGUCAAGAUGGAGCACAAGUCUUCCUUAAGGAGCGACAUGUGCGUACGUGCCCCCUGCCAUCAUGUUGCCAACACGUAACCUCCCCGUCCCCCGACGAAAGCAAAACGCUUAAAAAUACCCUCAGAUUUUACUUUGCCUUACUACACAUGCAGAGAUUGUAAGCAGUGAAAAUGGCACCUCUGCUUCUUCCUGUGUCUUUUUUCACUUUUUUUUUUAAAAAAAGAUUGUUUGUUUGUUUGUUUGUUUGUUUGUUUGUUUGUUUGUGUCUUUAGUUUUUGUGGUUUUGGCCUUUGUUACGCUUGUAAUUGCAGAUCCAGUGUGCACGUCAUCUAUUUGUUUUUUUCUUGUUUUAUGACAUGAAUCUAACAUAAAUCACAAAUGUAAGGAGACUAAUAAGGACAACAUCAUUACCAUCUAUCAAAGAACGGUCCUUUAGUCCAGCGGUUAUUGUCACAAGUAGAACUCACUGCAUGUAUUUCCACAAGACCUAAUUCGUCACCAUCAGGAGCCUGUUAGCGUGCAAACAUGACUUUUAUCUUUUAAAGUCAGUUCCCAUCGGUCUUUUCGAGCAACGUGAAUAUUGUAAAACACCUCACUUAUUACAGCGAGAUGUCAUACUGCAUUUAAUCCUGACUUGACCAAACACUUCAGACAAAAUUAGAUUUUUUAUUUAUUUAUUUUUUUGUCAUUCUCGGCUCUACACAGGAAAUUAAAAAUCUGUCAGUUUCGAGCUAAUUACCUGACAGCAUUCCAUUUAAAAAAGGAAUGGUCUGAUCACUUUAUUGAUAUUAUUUAGAAGAUUAGAUGGACAAAGUCGGCCUCGAGUCUUAAAGCUAAGCUCACAGUUUGCUAACUUUCACUUCAUAUUUUUCCUGCUGCAUAGCAUGGAUCUUCUUAUCUGAAUUUAAGCAACAAAGCAGAUGAGCACAUUUCCCAAAAUCUGCCUGCAGUAGUAAGCUGAAGGUAUUGCCAUAUUUCACGUUUAAAAAAAAAAAAAAAUCAUAUUUGAGAAUUUUAUUUGCCUCCACUGAGAUCAGCUCUGGGUCAGGAGAACAGUGCCAAAGUGAAUAGAACUGAUCAUCUGUGAUGUUGGUAUGUGUGAGGAAAUGUUCCUGAACGGGCUGCAUGGCUCAAAAGAAUAAAUGUUUAAUAUCCUGUUCAUUGCAUCGGUAAAACUCACAAGUCAAAAUAGAAAUCAACAACUAAUUACUCUUCCAAACAUUUGAUUUUAUCUUUUGUUCAGUAAUGAAACGAUUCCAGUGAUAUUACAUGUUGUUUUUCAUUUUCCUUAUGGAGGACCUGCUCUCUGUGUUGUUACUGUUAAACUCUUAUAGAGUAGCUUUGCGUUAUUCACAGUUCAAAGUCAUCUUUACUUAUGUGCUACUGAGCCUUGGAGUCGCCUCUCAGUUCAUCCUUUGUUAGAAAAUGACCCAUUUUAGCAUCUUUCAUUGAAACUGACUUCUGGUUGGUCACACCUCCCUAAGUGUUUGCUUAUAACAAGUGGGCGUGGUUUCUUCACUCAGAGCCACACUCGUGGUGGUUAUAGCAAAGACAUCGUCUAUAAAUGAGACGAGCCCCAGAAGCAGAAAAUCCUGUUGAUAACUGAACAUUCAGAGCAGUCUAACGCUGAGGUUUUGGCUCACAGAGAUUACAUUUACAUUCACUGACCUCAUUAUUCUGAAUAUCCACCGCUGUAACUAUUUUAUAUAUACAAGAAAAAGGAAAAGUUUGAAAAGUCCGCUUUAAGUCAAUAACACUUUCACAAUAAUCUGGUUUCUGUUGCAAAACUAUAAAUACGAUUUCUUUCAUUGACAAAACUUUCCAUUUCAGAAAGAAGCAUUUAAGAAAGCCAUGUUGAGAUUUAAACACACGGUCGAGUGCUGCUACUGAAAAAAAGAAAAAAAUGGAAGCCAAAAAUUGAAUGGAGAAUUUUAACCCUAAAACAUAAUACACAUUAUACUGUUACAAGGUCAGCGUCUUUUCCCCACACCCCCCACACCAGGGCCAGAAUUGCUGGGACUGUUUUUGUGUUCCUGUUUGUUACAGGAUUUUUUUUUAAUCUUAAGUCACGUGAGGAGGUUCAAACUGAAGAAUAUCUAUUAGCGCGGGUAAACUAGUGUGGACAGGAUCCAGCUCUUUGCAACUUGGUUUUACUGCUUUGUGUCUGAUAAUUGUUUUAUUGCCUUGAAAAACAAAAUGCUUUCUUUGUGCUGGCACUAAUGAGUCAAUAAUGAUGUUAACAGUCUUCUUAGGACAGGUGAGUGUGUUUUGUGUUCUUCCACAUAAACAGCUGCUGUCUUUGGAAAUGUGGGCGUUUACAUUGUACUACUGAGCUUUGGGACAGCAGCACUCCUUAGUGAAGGCAGCUCAUGUCCCACGUGUAUAUGCCACCGCUUGCAUGUGUGCACACUGACGACUGCUGUUCAAGCGCUCGUCCUUCAUACUAACGCACGCAGAGGAAGAAUUCAUCCCAGAAGCUGCUCUGCACCAGAGCUGGUGAUGCUCAAAGUGAAACACUGUUUGUUCUUUAAACCUACUACGUUCUGUCUUCAUGUCUGUCUGGGGUUGCUGUUUUGUUUUUUUUCGUCCAUCUUUGCUGAUCUUCUGAUGUGUAGUGUGAGAUACUUGUGUAACACGUCUUAUGUAAUCCAUCUGGCUUCCUUUCUGCAGAAAAUGGAUCACAGAUGAUCGUUCAUGAGCUGAAAGUUUGGUUGCAAUGUUGUUUAUACAAAUACAGAAUGUAUCUAUGUAUUUUUAAUUAUGAACAGAGAGAAGCUGUACUGUUAUACUCAAAGCAAAUAUUUACACAUAUGUUCACGUUAUGUAAAGAUUUUAUGUCCUGACAUUUUAAUGAGUUUCUGAACAUUAAUUAGAUCAGUUUCCCUUCAGUUCAUUGGUAGUUCUCAGUAGUCCUCUAUGAAGACGGCUUAUGGUUUCAACCAUAAAAUCCACUUUAUUUAGAAAAUACUACAUAAAAGCAAAAUAACCUCUUUUUUUUAUUGUUUGUUUUGGUAAAACAGCAUGAAAUGCUGUUAUGGAUGAUGGCCUGUUUUGUGGGGGUUUUUUGUUUUUUGUUUUUUUUUUUUUCUCUACAAAGUUUAUAUUGUUUCAUUAAAUAUGAGCUGUUUGGAAGAUUUUGUUUAUUAUGGAGCAAGCAGGAAGGUGUGUGUGUGCAAGUUACCACACAUCAGAGAUGGUGUUCUCUGAUAUAAAGUAGUGCCUUUGAAGCAGAUUAUUUUCUAAGAAUUCUGGUUCUCGUGUCAUAACUUCAAUUGUUCAUCUUUGAACAUCUUAAUUGGUCUCUUCAACUACUUAGUCUUCAGCAGUACUCAACUGUAUAAUUAGCACUGUGUGAUAUCCAUGUUAACUAAUUUCCCUGCAUUUCAUCAUAGAAAAUGCACUAUUUCAACAUAUCGGUAAAAUAUUAAAACGUAAAGUUUCUCACCCUUGUCAGUUACACGAGUAGAUAAAUAAAAGAGUUUAAAAUA
Messenger RNA from Oreochromis niloticus (Nile tilapia), 5516 nucleotides. Its product is annotated as serine palmitoyltransferase 2. Gene Ontology annotation, biological process: ceramide biosynthetic process; sphingosine biosynthetic process. Bases 250 to 1965 code for a protein of 571 amino acids. The transcript has 12 exons. Gene Ontology annotation, cellular component: serine palmitoyltransferase complex. Lineage: Eukaryota; Metazoa; Chordata; Actinopteri; Cichliformes; Cichlidae. Gene Ontology annotation, molecular function: pyridoxal phosphate binding; serine C-palmitoyltransferase activity. The record is from RefSeq and is a predicted model, not a curated record.